Messenger RNA from Penicillium verhagenii, 1107 nucleotides. Its product is annotated as putative alcohol dehydrogenase. Gene Ontology annotation, molecular function: oxidoreductase activity. NCBI's taxonomy places the organism in Eukaryota, Fungi, Ascomycota, Eurotiomycetes, Eurotiales, Aspergillaceae. The transcript has 2 exons. The coding region runs from base 1 to 1107 and encodes 368 amino acids. The record is from RefSeq and is a predicted model, not a curated record.
AUGUCAAAAGCAGUAUUCAUCGCUCCAAUCGAUGGCAAACCUGGAAAACCCGGCCAAGUGUAUUACCCACUCGUCGUAAGAACUCUGCCCCAACCGACCCCGCAGAGCAACGAGUUGCUUAUCAAGCUCACUGCCGCGUCACUCAAUCACCGUGACUUGUUCCUUCGACAACAUCUCUACCCGGGUCUGUCCUUCGAUGUGCCCCUCCUAGCCGAUGGUGUUGGUAUCGUUGUCAGUGCCGGAUCCAGUGUCUCGGGCGCUGAUAAAUGGCAAGGCAAGAGAGUCAUUUUGAACCCCGGUCUGGGCUGGAAAGACUCGCCCGAUGGGCCCGAGGAUCCAACCGGCUAUCGUAUUAUGGGUGGAACCAAAGUAUACCAAACAGGUACUUUGCAAGAAUAUAUCACCAUUGAUGAGUCGGAGGUUGAAGAAGCACCCGCGCAUCUUUCAGAUGCUGAAGCUGCCGCGCUGCCGUUGACUGGACUGACUGCCUGGCGAGCUCUGGUGUCAAAGGCCGGUGAGAGGAACUCUAAGGACGGUGCAGCCGUUUUGAUCACUGGUAUUGGAGGUGGUGUUGCUUUGAUGGCACUGCGUUUUGCCGUGGCUCGGGGGGCGCAUGUCUUCGUGACCAGCUCAAGUGAGGAGAAAAUCCAGAAGGCUGUUGAGCUGGGCGCCACUGGAGGUGUGAGCUAUAAGGAGGACGGAUGGGAUAAGAAGCUUUUGGGCAUGCUUCCGUCCGGAAAGAAGAAUUUCGAUGCUGUUAUUGACGGUGCAGGAGGUGAUUCCAUUGAGAAGGCUGUCAAAUUGCUGAAGGCUGGCGGUGUUCUCUCCAUUUAUGGCAUGACCGUUUCGCCCAAAAUGCCAUACUUGAUGCAGGCGGUCCUGAAGAAUAUCAAUGUGUGUGGCUCCACUAUGGGCUCUCGCAAGGAGUUCCAAGAGAUGGUGGACUAUGUCAAAGCCCAGAACAUCCACCCUAUCGUGUCGCGAACGCUGAAGACUGAAAUUGACGACGUGCCUGCUAUCGAUGAACUUUUUGAGGAUAUGAAGCAAGGCAAGCAAUUUGGUAAACUGGUGAUUGAUUUCGCAAAGCCCUCGAACAGCAAAUUGUAA